AAAUUAUAUUGUCACUCUUUUGACUUCUUUCAACAACUUAAAUUCAAUGGUGAACUAAAGUUUAUAUUAUUUUAUUUUGUGAUUCCCUUCAGGUUCUAAAUUAAAUUUGUUGUUAAAUAAACGGCGGAAAUUGUUACAUUAAACAGUUUUAAAAGUUAACAAAAAGGUAUAAAAGAGAGAUUGAAAUAUCCAUUUUAAUGAAGAUCGGAUAGUUUUACAAUUCGUUAUGUGUGAUGAAAACAUACCAAGAACAUGCAAACAGCGUUUUAAAGGAAUAGAAAACUUUUUACGGAGAGUUGCUUUUAAUUUAGGAAACACCGCAUCACAGACUGAAGUCAAAAUUAUCUCAUGCAUUCCUAUUGAUGUAACUGAUCUUCAGCAAAAGAUAAUAAAUUUAGAAAGAGAAUUACAUGAAGCUAAAGAUGCUAGAGUAAACAAUGACCAGAACGUUCCUAACAUACCUGGAAAGUCAACUGGUGUUUUCAGUACAAAUGUAGUGGAGACAUCAAUAAGUGCAAGUUAUACUGGCACUAAAUCAAAAGAAUAUUCUUCAUUUGGCAAUAAUUGUGCAUUAAACGAAAAGCCAUCAAAUCUAUCUUUCGCUCUUUCGUCUCUCUCACUAGAAGCACACAAGGAAGGCUCAGAACAUUUUCAGACACGUGAUAAAAGAAAAAAAGAUUCAAAAUCUGGAGAGAAAAGCAAAAGUAUAUUUAGAGGACGCAAAAAGAAGAGUAACAAAGAGGAAAGUAGACAAAAUACUCAAUUAGUUUACUUCGCUGAAACUCAUCACAUACCCUUUAUGGACAUGCAUUCAACCUACAAUCAGAAUAAAAAUAAAUUUACAGAGAGAAGAGAUAUUGUGAGCGAGCAUUUAUCAAAUAUUCUGAGAAAACAGUAUGAUCCCAAAUUUGGAAUUGAAGAAUUCUCAGACACUAGCGAUUUUUCUAGACCUAUCUGUAAAGAUAUAACAAAUCCCCUAAGGUACGAUUCGGAUAUUUGUUCUUGCUGCCACGGGCGUUUCCAAAACAUCGAUCAUUUUAUGGGGAAAGGCUUCAAUUUUAUGGUUGAUUCAGGCCAGUCACAGGUUUGUGACUUCAGAAAUAGUAAUCAGACUUACUACGACUCUGAUUUAUACGAUAUUGUACCAGUUAAGGAAAUAUCUGGAAAUACAAAACAAGGCUUUAAUCGUUGGCCAGAAACUAUACGUCCAAAACAUCGAGUUAAUCCCGUAACACUUAGCUAUCGAGCCGAAAUACCGGCUAGGCAUCGGUAUUAUAAGCAACCGCCAAUAAAAGCAGGAAACCCCCGUUCUUUUAUGUCUAAACCAAGGAGAUAUAAACCUCUCAACAUCGAUAAUAAAAUAAAAGAGGAAAGUUCAAAUACUUGUUCCAUCGAAUGUGGUGAUGUUUACACUAAACCAACUGUGCCAACAAGAAUAACAACAGACCAUAAUCUCACAAUGUCACAGGAAAAGGAGAAUAACACAGUGCAAAUAAAAACAGCUGAAAGCCAAACAAAAAGAUGUAAAAGCAUCCAACUUGAAGUUAAUUUAUUAAACGAUAACAAUACUGAAAUGAUGUUAGAACAAAUAAAGAAUAUAUUGCAAUCAGUAUUAACCGAAGUGAAAACGAACUCUCAACUGAUCAAAGAGAAGCCGAAAAAAGAUGCAAUUGUUCAGAAAGGAUCGUCACAAAAUCAUAUGCCAGGAUGUUCAACGCUUCUGCAUAGUUUAACAUACAACGGAUCACACAACGCUAAUUCAUAUUAUACGCCCUAUUCCCCACACAUACCACCUAACCCAUUAUGCUAUGCAAGUAUUCCUUAUCAACCAGUUAAAUGUAUGCAGAACCUUCAGUAUCUACUACAUCCCUGCCACAGGCACGAAAUGAAUUCUUGCUACUAUACAAAUAAGAGCGUUCACUCUCAUCACAACAAACCAGUUAACAUUGCAAUAAACACAGAAGGUGGUCUAACUUCUGUGAAUACACCAAGUAAAGAAACCAAUAACUUAAUAAAAGAUAUUUACAAAUCUAUUGCUCUCAGUAUGGAUUAUUCUACAAAAGCGAGUUCUAGGAGUGAAUAUAACAAUUUUAAAUCUUCUGAAAAUAAUUCGUCCGAAAAAUUCACACAUACUCAAUCAACGAUGAGAAGUGAAGCAGAUGUUAUAAGAAGUGACAAAGAUGCAGCAGUAUAUUUAUCUUCAGAUAUUGGUAGACCCUUGCGUACAAAAUUACAAUAUGCAGAAACUAGUGCACAAUCAGAAGAUAAAAGCGAGACGAAAGAAACCAACACGAAAGAUAUGAAAAGGGGCAGAUCAACAUUGACAUCAAACAGAGAAGCAUUCAAACUUUAUAGGCCUGACGAAAGAAAUCGCCAACAACUGAAUGAAUAUUCUGAAGAUAGAACGGAAAUUUUGAGUGACGGUGAAGAGAGCGAUAAAACUGUUGUUCCGAAUGCGCAAGACAAUAUGGUGAAUAAGGAGAAAAAAGGUCUUCUUCAACGCUUUAUCAGAGGAGUUAAACGGUUAAAACGACGUAAACCGCGACGAAGUGACCUUGAGGAAGAAGAUGCUGAACCGUCUGAAGAAAGCGGAACUGAAGACUAUGAGACUAUAUACAGUGAAAGCGUCAAUCAGUCACAAUAUCGGGUCUCCACACCUGUUAGGCCAGCAUAUGCUAAAAAGUCAGCGCCUAUCAAUAUACAAGUGAAUGGAAAAAGAAUAAGUAGGUCUCCUUACAUGGAGCAAGAAGAGAAACGGGAGUGGAACGAAAGGUUCCAAGAAAAGUAUUAUCCGGGAAGCCCUGGCCCCAGCCGCUCGGUCAGAAUGCCGCGACGCAACACCCCGUAUCGUAAGAACUACGAAGUACGCAGUGUCAUAGUCGAUGACAGAACAGAUUCGGAAAGUGAAAUAUUAAAUUACGACUAUCAAGAUCAUAACAAGCAGAUUAGCACAAGAGAAAAAAUGGGUUUUCUAAAGAAACACAAAUUAGGGUUGAAUUGCCGGUGCGGUGAACGAUUUAAAAACUUAAUUUUAGAUAACUAAUUGUGCUGGAAUAUCUUCUAAAUAUCUUCCUUCGUCAAUAGUGCAUGUCCUUAAAUUUGUGUUCGUAAAUGUGGGGUAAAUUUCAGUGUUUAUUAGUUUAAAAUAAAAUUAUCGUGGUUUGAAC
Molecule: messenger RNA, 3167 nt
Organism: Colias croceus (clouded yellow)
Lineage: Eukaryota; Metazoa; Arthropoda; Insecta; Lepidoptera; Pieridae
Exons: 3
Coding region: 227-3043 (938 amino acids)
Source: RefSeq, a predicted model, not a curated record